AUGGUUAUCCCCGGUUGCUUUGAAAGACCUCACGACCUCAUGGCUGAAUAUACGGCAUCGUGCUUCUUUCCACGGUCCCCCGCCGAUCAUAAGCUUGCAUAUACCAAGAUCCUGCGCUAUCCAGUGUUCCGCCUGAGAUCGUCCAGAGGAGUGGCGCCUUUGACAGCUUAUAUCCAACUCGCAUGGACAAUUCUCAUCGGUAAACUCACGGAUGCCACAGAUGUUGAGUUUGGACUCACUCUAUGGGGAUCCAAUGGCGGUUCACAGAACGUUUCCUUUCGCUUUCACAUCAGUGAAGAUGAGAAAGUCGAACAGGCUUUAGCUUCGAUACAGGCUGCCACCUUCGGCUCUUCUGAAAAUGCCCUUAGUGACUUCCAUUUCCACUUGAAUAUUGAGGAGGAAUGGAACGAUGAAAUCGAGCUGUGCUAUCCACCACCAUCAGGGGUAUGUUCCCUGGUUGUGACAUGCUGCAUUCAUGGUGGAUCAUCGGCGAAGGACAUGCCAGAUUUACAAUUCAUUGUGCACUAUGACACUAGGAUCAUGGAAACAGUCGAGGUGCUGCGCAUGCUACACCAGUUCAAGCAUAUAUUAUAUCAGCUACUGGAAGCGCUGCAGACCAGAUUACGGGAACUGGAUCUCGUUAGCCCUGAGGAUUGGCUGACGCUGAGGGACUGGAACGCAAGAUUACCCAGGGCAAGCAAAGUCACCUUGCACGAGCUGGCACUUUAUCAUGGGGGCUCCCAGCCCGCCAUCGCCGCCUGGGAUGGCAGCAUGACUUACCACCAGUUGAACCGAGCAUCCCUCGGCGUGGCUCAGCAUCUCCUACACUGUGGGGUUUGUCCAGGAAUGUUCAUCCCCUUCUGCUUGGAGAAGUCCAAGUGGUCCGUGUUGACCAUUCUGGCCAUCCUUCGUGUUGGGGGCAUCUGGGUACCUAUCGAUCCCAACACCCCGAUCGGCCGCGCUCGCGAGAUGAUCGAGGGCAUGGGAGCUCAAUUCGUGGUAGCCUCAGCCGCUCAACGUCACAAGAUGGAGCAGCUGGGCCCGCGUUUACUGGUGGUGUCCGACAGCAUGGCUUCCACGGAUGCCGCCAAUUGCAUUCCUCUUCCUGAGGUGCAUCCAGAAGACCUAGCCAUGGUGCUGUUUACUUCUGGGACAACCGGUCGUCCAAAGGGCAUGCAAGUCCAUCACGAAAAUAUCGCGACAGCCGCAUUGGCCAUCCUUGACAUGUUGAAUAUCGAUUCCACUACCCGUGCACUACAUUUUGCCUCAUACAGCUUUGAUCUGGCUAUGUACGAGAUGAUCUGUACGCUCCACCGCGGUGCCUGUCUCUGCAUUCCUUCUGAAUCCGAACGACUCGAUGACGUGACAGGUUUCAUGCGGGAGCAGAAGAUCAGUUGGGCCGCGUUCACUCCAUCCUCUUUCUCUCUUCUUCGCCCAGGUGACCUCCCAGACUUGCGCACAGUGGCUCUUGCUGGUGAAGCUAUUCCACCAAGCCUUGUACAGGCAUGGACACCGCACGUGCAGUUGGUCAAUGUGUAUGGACCAACAGAGUCUUCCGUUUGCAGUGCCGGACCAAUUCCUCAGCAUGGGUGGCGCGCAGGCACCAUUGGGCCUAUGCUGGGAGGAAUAGGAUGGAUUACAGAUCCGACAGACACCGAAAAAUUAGUCCCAAUAGGUGCUAUUGGGGAGUUGCUAGUCGAAGGCCCUGGAAUAACAGGAGGUUAUCUUAACAGACCAUCCUCUCGCUCUGCAGAGGUCUUCAUUGAUGCUCCCUCUUGGCUCCGUCGCUUCCGUUUGUCCCCCGGUUCUGCCCAGGUCCCAGGACGUCUUUAUCGCACGGGCGACUUGGUCCGAUAUACGAGCCUUGGAUGGAUCCAAUUUGUUGGGCGGCAGGACACACAGAUCAAGAUCCGAGGACAGCGAGUAGAACUAGGGGAGGUGGAACACCGCGUCCAAGAGGCGUUCCCCAGCGCUCCCCGCGCCGUGGUCGAAUCUGUAAGCCCGUCUGCGGGUCGUCCGGCACCGAUCCUCGUGGCGUUCAUUCCCAUACAGCAGGAUGAUACACCGUUGGAGGCAGAGUCCACUCUACUCUGCGAGCAUAGUAGCGAGUUCGAAGCGCAAGUAAUUACAGCAUCAACAAGAUUGCAAGAGUCUCUGCCUAUAUACAUGAUCCCAUCCUUGUUUGUGCCAGUCAGAUACCUUCCUCGGACCAUCACGGCGAAAACGGACCGCGCUCAGUUGCGGCAAUUGGUGAUUAAUCGCCCAUGGCGUGAACUACAAAGAUAUCGACCCGCACCGCGGUGUCCAUGUAACAGACAGGCUGCAUCCUCCAUUACAGAAAGUAAAGAGUUGCGGAUCCUAGUGUCGCUGGUAGCAGACGUACUGACGUGCGACAUCGAGGACAUCCGGACAGAGGACAGUUUCCUAUCACUAGGUGGCGAUUCGCUAUCCGCCAUGGAACUAGUGGGAUUGGCACGAAAGGCUGGUCUAACUCUGUCGGUUUUGAGCGUCCUUCAGACUCGAUCACUUCAGGAGCUACCCAACUCUUCCGCAGCGCUUCAGCAAUCUCUGACCGACGGUCUCACCGGACAGGCCUUCUCGCAACUUCGAGUUGACGACCCCAAGACAUUCCUUGCGCAUCUAGUCUCACGGCUGUCUCCACAGACCGUCGAAAUUGAAGACAUCGAGGAUGUUCUCCCGGCAACGCCACGCCAGGAGUACUUGUCCGACUUCCCCUGUGAGUAUCUGCUGCUCCGGCUACAAGGAUCUAUAAAUCACGCCCGGCUCCAGCAAUCGUGCAAGCGUCUAGUGCAUUACCACCCCAUCCUACGUACAGUCUUUAUCCGAUCAGGGGACAUAAUGCACCAGGUAGUGCUACGGCAUCCGGCCGUGGCAUUGCACGUCCAAUCUCCCAAAACGGAUACGAAGGAAGAUGUUAAUACCAGCGCCCUGCAAUGGUGCCAAGCAGAUUCACUGCUCCCCGUCGACCCUUCGAAGCUCUCAGUGCACUUGGUCUUGGUUCAAGGAACCACCCAAGAUGACAACGUUUUGGUGCUGCGUUACAGCCGGUCACUCUUCGACCCUGAAACCAUUCCCAUAGUAUACCGUGGGUUACAACAACUAUACGAAGGCCACAGCCCGCCACCAGCCGUCUCGUUCCCCGCUUUCAUGUACCAUGCCCUGAGCCAGGACCUGACAGCCGAGUUUUCAUUCUGGCGACAUGUACUCCAGAACGCCGAAAUGACCCAGCUCCCACCAUCGACUAAUCCAGAUCCCAAUCCACAAAUCCUCUUGGCGCCCUUACCGUUGCCGACAAUCAGGCCCCCAGCAGGCAUUACAGCAGCGACAGUCGUCAAGGCAGCAUGGGCACUCGUACUAGCCGAGCAGACAGGAUUGCAUGAAAUCGUCUUCACACAGGUAGUCAGCGGCCGAUCGAUGCCCAUCACGGACAUCCAGAACGUAGUGGGUCCCUGCAACAGGAUCCUGCCGGUUCGCGUCUCCAUUGAUGACUCGAGAGACGGUCUGCUGCAACAGAUUCACACCCAGCAUAUUGACAGCCUGCCUUUCCAGGGAGUAUACCUGCGCGACAUCAUUCAGCACUGCACCUCGUGGCCAGCCGAUACCACGAUGGGGUCUAUCGUCCUGCACCAGAAUAUAGAGUACCCGAAGUCUUUUGCUAUGGGGGAUCUCCAAUGCACGCCGUCAUACUUCAAUGCACCGCCCCGCCAUAUGCCGGUCACGGUCGUUUCUAUGCCCCAGGAAACAGGUCAUCUGAUUUUCCUUACUUGCUCCAGCGAUUGUGCAACCCAGGUCUAUCUGGAUGCGCUGCGCGACUCCAUGGGGCGCCAUAUCGCUGCUCUGCUGAAGCCGGUGGAUCUUUGA
Messenger RNA from Aspergillus pseudonomiae, 3882 nucleotides. RefSeq lists its product as uncharacterized. Gene Ontology annotation, molecular function: phosphopantetheine binding; catalytic activity. The coding region runs from base 1 to 3882 and encodes 1293 amino acids. Gene Ontology annotation, biological process: amino acid activation for nonribosomal peptide biosynthetic process; secondary metabolite biosynthetic process. The record is from RefSeq and is a predicted model, not a curated record. The transcript has a single exon. Gene Ontology annotation, cellular component: cytoplasm. NCBI's taxonomy places the organism in Eukaryota, Fungi, Ascomycota, Eurotiomycetes, Eurotiales, Aspergillaceae.